AUGUCUGGAAAACGCGCCAACGUCUUCGGGCAGGGGCGCCCUGAGAGUCCGUACGAGGAGCGCGAUGAGCCCGGCGAGGUGCCGCAGAGGGCUACGGCCGCGCAAUUGGCUGCGCGCAAGUAGGUGCCCUUCGCUCACCGUGGCUCGGCCUCGCUUUUGUCGCGUGUGGCCGCAGAGCUGGAAGCGCGUCUGUUGCUGACACAGGUUCGCAGGAUCAAGUCGGUCAAGCCACGCCGUGCUGCUGGCGCCGCCUCGUCCGUAAGUCCUCCACCGCCGCCCUUCACGUCGCCCGUCCUCGACCACGGCUGCCCAUCACGCUCGCAUCCGCAUCCGCAUCCACCCCCACCCCCACCCCAGCAUGGCCGACGAACACAGCUCCGCGCACCCCAGCGCCAUGCGGACGAGCCACACGCCCCACCAGCGCACCACUAACCCGACCACACAGGGCCUCUCGCAGAGCGUCCACUUUGGCGGAGGACAGCAGCAGCCGAGCUUCAGCUUCGGUGCCUCGGCUCCCGUGGGCGGAGACAGCGCCAGCGCCAACAUGUUCGGCGGCGGCAAUGCCUUUGGCGGCGGCGCCACGAGCAGCUUCCCUCCGGCCCAGUCAUCAGGCUCGAGCAGCGCCUUCACCACCAACUCGUUCCCCGCCCCGAGCUUCGGCGCCGCCAGCCAGACCAGCGCUUUCCACGCGCCCUCGGGCGGCUUCGACUUCUCCCCCGCCUCGUCGACGAACAAUCCGUUUGGCGCAAUCCACGGCGCCGCAGCCCCCACAAACGGCGCCUCCGCGUCCUUUGGCGGCUCCCUCUUCGCCAGCCAGGCCGCGAGCAAUCCGUUCGGCGGCGGCCAGCAGACCAACACCAACACCAGCAGCGCGCCCGGGUCGACGAGCCUGUUCGGCACCACAAACGGCGCCUCCACAACCGCCUUCACAUUCGGCGGCGCCAGCUCGUCGGCACAAGCACCACCAGCCGCGCCCAGCACCCCAGCGCCCGCCUCGCAGCCGACCUUCAGCUUCGGCGCGAACAACGCCUCCACAACCGCCGCACCCAGCACCCCGUCCUUCCAGUUCGGUGCCACCAGCUCGGCUGCCCCGGCUAGCACAUGCACACCCGCCGCAUCGAGCACCCCGUCGUUUCAAUUUGGGGCUUCCAGCGCCGCCGCACCUACCACGAGCACACCAGCACCUGCAUCCACGGGCAUCUUCAGCUUCGGCGCACAGAACAACGCAACUCCCGCAGCCACGCCCGCGUUCGGCGGCUUUGGCGCUGGCGCUGGUGCUGACGCGCAGAAGAGCGAGAGCACACCAGCAGCCGCAACCCCUCAGAAGAACAUGUUCGGUUUCGGCGCAACGAGCACACAGGGCACCGACAGCACACCCGCGACCGCAGCCCCGACCCCCUCCACGGGCCUGUUCAGCUUCGGCGGUGCAGCAACACCUAAGCCCGCAGAGGCUGCACCACCUGCGCCGGCCACAAACAUGUUCGGAGGCGCCAGCACGCCUGCGCCUGCGCCUGCACCCGCCAGCAACCUCUUCUCCGGCUUGCAAACAUCCACAAACGCCAGCACACCAAAAUUCAGCUUCGGCCAAACACAAGAGACGCCAAAGGCGCAAGAGCACACACCCGCCGCCCCGAGCUUCUUCAACAGCGUGAAGCCCGCAGAGCAGGCCAGCAGCACAUCCUCUGAAAUACCCAAGAACAGCCUCUUCGCUGGACUCGCCAAGCCGGCCAGCACCCCGGCGCCUGACUUGAGCAGCAUGUUCGGUGCACCCCAGAACAAGGAGAGCGCGCCCAAGGAGAGCGAGAAACCAACGUCCAUGUUCCAAGCAGCCCCUGAAGCGCCCAAGACGAACAUGUUCAGCGGAUUCAGCACCCCUCAGCCCACAAAAACCACGGACAACCCCCAGGCCAAGGCAGGAAUGUUCACAGCACAGCCCAAGGCGAGCUCCGCCUUCUCGUUUCCCUCGUCUGGCGCAAACAGCACCCCGGAGAUCUCCAGUCCAUCGCCAGCCACCCAAGAGGCGCCUGCGCAGCCGUCCGCCAAGGAGGCGUCAAACCCCUUUGCAAGCCUCCCAGGUGCCUCGACCAGUGCCAGUGCUAGCGUCUUCAACGCACCGAAGGCGCCGGCCCCUCAAGCGUCAACACCUGGCACAGUGGCCGCGCCAGAGUUGCCUAAAAUCGGUAGGCUCAGCGUGCCCAAGGACUGGGUGGUGGAAGAUUUUGCCGUCCCGGAGCACGCAGAUGGCCUCGUCAGCUAUGUUCUUGACUUGAGCCUCCAGCUCCAGGCGAUGAAUUUGAGGUACCGCGAGAUGCUCAGCAACUCUUCUCUGGUGGCUGACUGGUCGCUUUUGUCGAUUUGGCACCACCAGCAGUCGCGCUCGCUCAAGACCAAAAUCGACAACGCAAAGAAGCAGCGUGCUGCAGCAAAGGGUGUCACCGGCGCAGAGUCAGCCCUCUCCACUAAGCGCAAGGUGAACGAAGACAGCCCUGAGGUGGACGGACACACUCCGUCAAAGCGUACCCGUCCCACGGAGCCGACCACACCGACGCCAAAGGCCUCCACAUCAACGUCUACCCCAAAGUGCAACCCCCCGGCAACCGCUACCUCUAACCUUUUCUCAAAGGCCAUCGGCAACAAGGGCUCCACGCCCGAAACGGCCGCGCCCGAGCCUCCCAAAGCUGCCGCUCCAAGCACUGGCUUCACUCCCUCUUUCAGUGCAUCCACUGGUCCAGCCGCGCCCAAGCCGUCCAGCACAUCUGGCUUCACUCCCUCGUUCAGCGCUUCUACGGGUUCCUCUGCGCCCAAAGCCUCUACCACAUCUGGAUUCACACCUUCGUUCGGCGCGACAAACGGCACAGACGCCUCAAAGUCUGCACCGGCUUCGACCGGCUUCACACCUUCCUUUGGAGCACCCAAGACCACCGCAUCUACCGGCUUUACUCCUUCGUUCGGCGCACCCAAAGCUCCGUCGGCAGGCGGCUUCACUCCCAGUUUUGGUAACUCGAGUGGUGGGAACACCGACUUCACUGCCCAGUUUGCGAAGAGCGCGAAAACGUACGAACAGCUUGCAGCAGAGCGGAAGAAGAAGGCCAAGGAUGCGGACUACGACUCGGACGAUGAGACGGAAGAGGAGUGGAGCGCCCGCUACGACAAGGAGGAGGCCGACCGUCUCGCCAAAGAGAAGGAGGCAAUUGCGUCGGCUGGCGGUUUCAGCCUCCCUGCCUCUACCAACGCCUCCGGCGCCACCACACCCACACCCACAGCCGAGCCCGCCAAAGAAGCCACCAAGCCCGCGCCCUCUACGAACCUCUUCGCAAACCUUGCCAAGCCAGCGAGCGGUGCGUCUACGCCGAGCCUGUUCACACCUCGCGCUGCCAGCCCUGCAGCCUCCACCACGGAUGGUCGUUCGGUCUUUGACGGCCCCAGCGCCGCACCUAGCCCAUCUUCCAACAGCCUCUUCGGACAUCUCUCUUCUGGGCCUUCCUCCAACAACCAAGACGAUUCCGAUGACGAGGACGAGCGUGGGGAGGACAAGUCGCAGAACGAUCAGCUGGUUGGUUCCACAGGGUCCACUUCCCCUAAGCGCAAGUCUGGCGGAUCAGAGACGGAAUCAGACAAUGCCUCGAGCAAGAAGCAAGCGAUGGGCACCAAGGGCAGUCUGCUCUCCCGCAUGACGAGGGCUGACGACGCGGAUUCCGAGGCCGAGAAGGAGAACGACAAGCCCGCGUCUAUCUUUGGCCAGACGAACGGGGCUUCGACACCGACGAACAAGCCGUUCGCGUUCUUCAACUUUGAAAACGCUGGCGCCAACACGGCCCCUCCCAAAGCCAACACCUUCGCGGGUGACCAGACGUUCAAGGUCGGCAGUCCGAUCAAGUUCGGCGGUGCGCCAGCUACGGAGAAGAAGAAGGAUGCGCCCACCUUCCAGUUCCAGCCUGCGACGCCUUCGCCUGCCGAGUUCUCAACCACUCCGGCGAAGCCACCUCCCUCCGGCAGCGUGUUCAGCUUCGGUGGAACCAGCGGAGCCUCGUUGCUUGCACCCAACCUUGGCGCGUCUGCCCCCAGUUCUGUCCCCUCUUCCAUGUUCUCUUCCCGCGCCGGUACACCACAGUCCGAGGCUGAGACCAACACCAACGCUGCCGCUGCAGAUGACGAGGAGGGCGAGAAGCACGAGCAGGUUGACCUGUCGCAGCUGACGGAAGAGGAGACGGCGGCGAACGACAUUGUGUUCCACAUCGACCUCGCCCUCGCCAAGCAGCAGGUGGACCAGGGCGACGGCACGAAGAAGUGGGAGAACUUUGCGCGUGGGCCCCUCUGGAUCCUCAAGGACAAGGUCAGCGGCAAGUGCUUUGUCCGGAUACGGAUUCCGAGUGGUGCGACGCCGCUCAACUACCAGAUCCUGCCGGCGCUGCGAUCCAACGUGACGGGCAGCAGCAAGAAGAUGGUGCAGGCGACACGACCGGGCAAGGACAAGGGCCUGACGCCCGUGUACUUUGCAGUGAAGAGUGCCGAGGUGGCCGAGGCGUUUUCGCGCAAGUACAACGAGUCGAUGCCGCCCAGCUAG
Messenger RNA from Ascochyta rabiei, 4564 nucleotides. RefSeq lists its product as uncharacterized. NCBI's taxonomy places the organism in Eukaryota, Fungi, Ascomycota, Dothideomycetes, Pleosporales, Didymellaceae. The transcript has a single exon. Bases 359 to 4564 code for a protein of 1401 amino acids. The record is from RefSeq and is a predicted model, not a curated record.